AUGGCAACCAGAGUCAGGAUGAGCUCCUCGUCAUCGUCGUCGUCGCGCAAGUCGCGCAGAACAACUAGCAUCUCCAACGUCAUGUACACCAACGCCGUCUACUUCCCCAACGAACGGAUAUACCAGGGCGACACGCCCGCCGCCAUGAACUAUGGGUGCAUCAACCAUGUAUACUACGCCUUUGCAAACAUUUCGCCCGACGGUGGUGUUUUUCUGAGCGACGAGUGGGCCGAUGCCCGCGCGCCAGUUGAUGGUGUUCAAGGCGGCCUGGGAUCCCUCAUGCAUUUGAAGCAGAAACACCCGCACUUGCAGGUCAUCUUAUCCAUCGGCGGCGGCAAUUCGAGCGCCGUCUUUCCCUCAGUGGCCGCGAACACGCUGUACAGAGACAACUUUGCCAGGUCCGCGAGGGGUCUCGUGGAUGCGUCGGGCCUUGACGGCAUCGACAUCAUGUGGGAGUAUCCUUGCGACCCCGAACAGGGUCACCAUUUCCUUGCCCUUCUUGCUGCGAUUCGCCUCCAUAUGCCGGACAGCCACUACCUCCUCACCGCUGCGCUUCCCGCCGUGAGAGCAGUCUUGCAGUACAUUGACCUUCGACGGACAGCCGACUAUCUAGACUAUCUUAACCUAAUGGCCUACGAUUUUGCCGGCACAUGGACGCACAGGAGCGGCCACCACGCGCAACUGUACGCGAUGAGCAAGGACGAGACUUCGGGUGCAUCAGGGGUACAAUAUCUGGUUUCGCAAGGCUUUCCUUCGCAAAAGAUCCUUCUCGGCAUCCCCCUAUACGGCCGCAGCUUCCUGCACGCCACUGGACCAGGUCAGAAGUUCAAGGGAGCGGGCGGGAGCAACGGCACUUUUGAGUACAACCAGCUCCCCCGUCGCGGGACGAAGGAAGCGGUGGACAAGAAAUCCAUCGCGGCUCAGUGCGUCGGGGCGGACGGCGGCUUCAUCACCUACGACAACCCCGACACCGUGAAGAUGAAGGCGGCAUUCUGCAAACAAAAGAGCUUGGGGGGUUUGUUCUACUGGAGCGGGCCGGCGGACGCGAAGGACAGCUCUCGGAGUUUGAUAGCAACCGGGUUCAGGGCACUGCAUAGCUCCUGA
This is a messenger RNA of Colletotrichum spaethianum, 1104 nucleotides long. Its product is annotated as endochitinase B1. Bases 1 to 1104 code for a protein of 367 amino acids. Gene Ontology annotation, cellular component: extracellular region. The record is from RefSeq and is a predicted model, not a curated record. The transcript has 4 exons. NCBI's taxonomy places the organism in Eukaryota, Fungi, Ascomycota, Sordariomycetes, Glomerellales, Glomerellaceae. Gene Ontology annotation, molecular function: chitin binding; chitinase activity. Gene Ontology annotation, biological process: chitin catabolic process; carbohydrate metabolic process.